AUGUUCCAGUUCAUUCGGAAAAAGAUUCACAAUCGACUUGUGGAGCGUAAAAUUAGGGGAAGCCGUCUAGUCACCAAGGAUGGGCACUGCAACAUUAAAUUUGGGACCAAUAAAUAUCACAGCCAUUUUGCUUUUAUCAUAGACUUCUGGACUACAUUUGUUGAAAUCCACUGGUGUUUUGUAAUUGUCUUUUUUGUUGCUGCCUUCACUGGAAGCUGGUUCAUUUUCGGGUUACUCUGGUAUUCACUUGCAAAAAAUAAUGGAGACUUAGACAGACUCCAGAAUACAUCAGAGUCCCAACAGAUGAAGUGUAUAGAAAACAUUAACAGUCUCACUACAGCCUUCUUGUACUCUUUAGAGACCCAAACAACUAUUGGCUAUGGCGGUCGGGCUCUAACAGGUCACUGCCCAAGCACGGUUGCCCUGUUGAUCAUCCAGUCCCUCAUGGGUGCCAUAAUAAACUGCUUUAUGUGUGGACUUAUUCUGGCAAAGAUCUCGCUCCCAAAAAGGAGAGCAAAAACAGUCACCUUCAGCGAAACAGCAAUCAUCUCUUUGUGGAAAGGAAAUCUAUGCCUUCAGAUCCGAGUGGCCAAUUUGCGAAAAACACUUCUAAUUGGAAGCCAGAUUUAUGGAAAGCUCCUUCGCACAACCAUCACUCCAGAAGGGCAGACAGUCAUCCUGGACCAGGUGAACAUUGACUUUUUGGUUGACGCUGGUAAGGACAACCUCUUCUUUGUUUGUCCAAUUACUCUGUACCAUGUAAUCGAUAAGUCCAGCCCAUUUUCAGAGAUGGCCGCAGACACUCUUCAACAGCAGGACUUUGAAUUGGUUGUCUUUUUGGAUGGUAUGGCCGAAUCCACCAGCUUGUCCUGCCAAGUUCGGACCUCCUUUCUUCCCAGGGAAAUCCAGUGGGGUUACAACUUCCUGCCCGUCAUAUCUCGCACCAAGGGAGGAAAAUACCGCGUCGAUCUGUCUAACUUCUCCAAAACAGAGCCAGUAGUCACACCACACUGUGCGUGCUGUUUCCAAAAUGAACAUAAUAAGGAACUCAUUCUCCACCGACAUGGACAUGAAGGCGUUGAUAAUCUGGGAUUUGAUGUUAUAGAUCUUCAAGAUUCUUUUGAUGUAAAUGAGUAG
Messenger RNA from Myxocyprinus asiaticus (Chinese sucker), 1137 nucleotides. It is a transcript of the gene kcnj1b, whose product is annotated as potassium inwardly rectifying channel subfamily J member 1b. Gene Ontology annotation, cellular component: plasma membrane. Bases 1 to 1137 code for a protein of 378 amino acids. The record is from RefSeq and is a predicted model, not a curated record. Lineage: Eukaryota; Metazoa; Chordata; Actinopteri; Cypriniformes; Catostomidae. Gene Ontology annotation, molecular function: ATP-activated inward rectifier potassium channel activity. Gene Ontology annotation, biological process: regulation of monoatomic ion transmembrane transport; potassium ion import across plasma membrane. The transcript has a single exon.